UGAAUACAAACUAAUUUAGUCUUGAUGAGCACACCAAAUUUCCUUCUUUCUCUGAAAGAUUUCUUUCUUUUGUCCCAGCGCUAAGAGACUUAUCAAUGAGGCCAUUGUGAGCAAUGACUUUUUGAAGAAGCUGGAGCCACAGCACAUGAGGGAGAUGGUGGACUGCAUGUAUGAGAAGGUCUUCUCUGAGGGACAGCUGGUCAUCCAGGAGGGGGAAGCUGGAAACUACCUCUAUGUCCUGGCAGAGGGUUUGCUGGAGGUCAUUCAGAACGGAAAACUGCUGGGGGAGAUGCGUCCUGGCACCGCCUUUGGAGAACUCGCCAUUUUGUACAACUGUAAAAGGACUGCUACUGUCAAAGCUGUGUUACAGUCUCAUAUCUGGGCCCUGGAACGUCAGACUUUCCAGACUAUCAUGAUGCGGACCACACAAGCCAGACAUGAGGAGUACUUCAGUUUUCUGCGCAGUGUAUCUCUGCUCAAACAACUGCCUGAAGAGAAACUGGGAAGGAUUGUUGAUUGUCUGGAAGUGGACUAUUUUGAGAAAGGGGAGUACAUUAUUCGAGAGGGAGAAGAAGGCAACACGUUCUUCAUCAUUGCAAAAGGAGAGGUCACAGUCACUCAGAGCUCAGAGGGAUUUACUGAACCUCAAGAAAUUAAGACCUUAGGAGUCGGUGACUACUUUGGAGAAAGAGCUCUCAUCAGUGAAGACGUGCGCUCUGCCAACAUCGUUUGCAAUGAGAAUGACACACAAUGCCUGGUGGUGGACAGAGAUAAUUUCAACCAAAUGGUGGGAACGUAUGAGGAACUUCAGACUUAUCUGAAGGAAUAUGUGGGAGAACUUUCCAGAAGCGACGAGAGGAGAAACUUUCUACCGCACUCUCAGCAGAGCAGCUCUCCAGAAGCUCAGGAGUUAAGCAGACUGAGGGAGAGGAUCACUCGCAUUCCUGCAAAUCAGCCUUUCCAAGAACUUCAAGUCAUAGCGACACUGGGCGUGGGAGGAUUUGGACGAGUCGAACUGGUGAAACUAAAGAAUGAAGACACCACAUUUGCUUUAAAAUGUAUUAAAAAGAAACACGUGGUGGAUACCAGACAACAGCAGCACAUCUACUCUGAAAAAAAGAUCCUUCAACAAACAAGCUCGACAUUUAUCAUCAGAUUAUUUCGGACAUUUCGUGACAGCAAGUACGUCUACAUGCUGCUGGAAGUUUGUCUGGGUGGAGAGCUGUGGACUGUGCUGCGGGACAUGAGUUGCUUUGAAGAGCCAACUGCCAGGUUUUGCAUUGGCUGUGUCCUGGAAGCCUUUGAUUAUCUCCACAGUUUGGGUAUAGUGUACAGAGACCUGAAGCCUGAGAAUCUUCUGCUGGAUGCUGAGGGUUAUGUCAAAAUGGCAGACUUUGGAUUUGCAAAGCAAAUUGGUAUUGGAAGAAAAACCUGGACUUUUUGUGGGACUCCAGAAUAUGUGGCACCAGAAGUUAUCAUGAACAAAGGCCACGACUUCGGAGCUGACUGCUGGUCUCUGGGAAUCCUGGUAUUUGAACUGCUAACCGGCAACUGAGGGGGCCAAUGGAUCACAGUAACUUUGAUAUAUUUCCACCUGACACAGAGGAAGCUCCAGACGAGCUGUCGGGCUGGGAUAAAGACUUCUGAGGAAAAAACUAAAUAAAGACAAGAGAAUCUCUGAAGUUAAGAGACCAAGAAUGAACAUAACUAGAGGAAAUGAUGGUGCAUAAACCAAAUGUUCUUCCUACACGAGUGCUUCUAUUUGCUGGCAGCACAUUUGACCACCUCUGCUCUGACAAACUCUAACCGAAUUACAAUUAUUCUGUUGAUUUUUUUUUUUUAAACACUGACUUCACAUCUAGAAUGGUCGGAGAAUUCUUCUGGAUCACUUCUUGACUGCUUUCAAAGGUGAAAAAAAGUGAUGAGGGCUUAUGAAUGUCAAAGAAAGCCAUGUUGGUCUGUAAUUCAACACAAUAUAAAUUUUUUCAUAAAUUGAAAACAUUGUUAUGUGAAAUGCAUUUUCAAUGCUCUUGUUUUCUGAUUUGUAUUAAAGUCAUGUUUCUUAAUGGUGGUCUUUUGGUUGUUCUUCUGAGCCAGCUCCAUCCACCCUCUCCAUCCACCCUCUCCUCUGCAUCCUCCUCCCUCACACCAAACCUCCUCAGGUCCUCCUUCACUACAGACAUGCACCUCCUCUUUGAUUUUUCUCUAGGAUUCCUUCCUGACAGUUUCAACCUCAGCUUUCUGUCACUUAUAUUUGAAAUAUGUCCAAAGCAAAAGUCAUGUCAAACUACUCAUAUAGUAAAUGAGUGGGCUCUGGGGUUGUAUUCUCUAAUGAGGUUCAUUUAAAUGUUAAGUUGUAUUUUAUUAUUUUUUUAAUCUACGUCAGUUAAACCUAACUCCACUCGAACAGCAAAUAAAAUAUAAAGUAUCGUAGAAUAGUAAUCCAAACCGACUGCACCUCCUUUGCUCUCCUCCUUCCCUGGAAAGGCAACAACUCUGAAUUCAGACCAUGCACGUCGUCCAGGCCCGAUCGUGAACUCUUUGUCCUCGU
Molecule: messenger RNA, 2551 nt
Organism: Oryzias melastigma (Indian medaka)
Lineage: Eukaryota; Metazoa; Chordata; Actinopteri; Beloniformes; Adrianichthyidae
Product: cGMP-dependent protein kinase 2
Biological process (GO): protein phosphorylation
Molecular function (GO): ATP binding; cGMP-dependent protein kinase activity
Source: RefSeq, a predicted model, not a curated record